Anopheles darlingi is the source of this 4697-nucleotide messenger RNA. It is a transcript of the gene capu, whose product is annotated as protein cappuccino. NCBI's taxonomy places the organism in Eukaryota, Metazoa, Arthropoda, Insecta, Diptera, Culicidae. Gene Ontology annotation, biological process: cortical actin cytoskeleton organization; actin filament network formation. Gene Ontology annotation, cellular component: cytoplasm; cytoskeleton. The coding region runs from base 31 to 3930 and encodes 1299 amino acids. Gene Ontology annotation, molecular function: actin filament binding. The transcript is spliced from 7 exons. The record is from RefSeq and is a predicted model, not a curated record.
CAUGAUGAUUUAACGGAUGACAUCAAUAUUAUGGAGAGGACCACAUCUAGCCUAAGCGCGACCGCAGCAGAGGUGGAGGUGGAUGACGGACUUUCAAAUGUACUCCAGGCAUCCGCUUUGAAGGGACACCACCGGCCUACAGAAGCAUCUGAUAGUCGCGAGUCAAAGGAAAUUGAAGAUUUACCGCAAAAUGCCAAACACUAUCAAAUAACGAUAUCAAACAAAAUCAAACACCUGUGCAAUCGGUCAACUUCAUCCUGCUCUGAUUCGAUCUUCGUGGAUGCUGUUUCAUCACCUCAGCCUCGAAGGUUCGCCUCAGAAAUCAACGCAGCCUACUAUUCUGAGGAAAAUAUUGGCAAUAGUAACUAUGAAGCAGCAAUACAAGAAAGCCCUGCGAUUUCCCGUAUUUUUCGGCAUGGAUCAUUAACACCUGAAGGGGGAGGACGCCGUCACCGCGGAGAAACGAUCGUUUCUAAUAAACUACAGAGUGAGAAUGUAUCAAGCAUCGAUCUACCGCGCAUCGAAGAUCAAUGUCUCUCCAACAGCUACUUGCUCAAUAAGUUACCAAUUGAAACGCCACCGGCACAAGAUAAUAUGGAACCCAAACGUAUACCUCUAUCCCACCGGAAGUCACAAAAAGUGUGUACAGGUAGCGGAACCGCAAUGAAUGGAACGGUACCACGUAGCACCGAAAACGGGAGACCUAUAGCAAGAUUGCCCACGAAAUCCAGCUUUUACGCAGGCACAAAGUUACCUGUUUUGACGGAUCGAAAGAUUGCUGCUAGCAGCCUUGGUAGCACGACACCGAACAAUAAGGUGCUACGUCCUUCGUUUGUACCAGAAAAACUAAACUUUAUUUCGUACGAAAAGUUUGAAGGACACAUGCUCAUCAACUGGCUUUCUUCUUCUCUCAGCUCGAAUAUAACGGGUAUCAAUGAACAGGAUUUGCAAGCCCUGCUGUUUCAGUAUUGCACAAACUUACUCGUCGCAGGAGUUAUGAAACAAAUUCCCGAUAAACAUGCUCCUCCGCAGGAUACAUUCCGGACAAAUCUUAUGUACCAAUGGACUCAUUCAGAGCCACCUACACCGGUUCCCGUGACACCCGGUAGGCUUGAACCACACGUCGUCUGGCCUCAUGUAACAUCACCAUCUUCUGCGAAAAUCGUUUGCCAUCAAUCAACCAGUACUAGCAGCGACACCUUUUCCACGAAAUCCAUCAACCAGGGAACAGCAGACCAAAAAGCAAUGAGCAAUACUGAACAUGAACGAAGCAAGGAAGGAAACUAUUUCAGACACUUACGAAAUCGCAUUGCUGAAUGCAAAACGAUUACUGAUUUGCAGCACAUAUUACACGAGUUAUCGAAUGAUCCCGCUUUUGUCAAUGCCUUAUGUACGAAUGAUCGCCAUCGAGUACAACAGGACAUACUCAAUGAAACAGAAUCCACUAUCUAUGAUAUACAAGAUCAUGAUUUUCUCAGUGAAACUGAAGUUACUAUCUACGAGCCAGUUACAAAACAAUCACGCAGCGAGGCAAAUGAGACUAGAUCAUCUAUUUUCGAUGCAUCAUGGAACAUUCCAAGCGAAGAAACAGAGCUGCGCUGGCCUAAUGAUUCUAAUUAUGUGCAAAAAAAUCUGCCUUCCGUUGACCCAUUAAAAGAGAGUGCUAUCUUGCGACUAUCUACUGUGGAAAAUGACGAUUUAUCUGAAACAAAAAAUCAAAUAUCGUCUCCAAAUAGCACGAACGAACAAAAUGAUAUUUAUACAAGCAGAAAUGCCAAUCCGAAAAGAGGUAUAGUAUAUAGUCGUCCUAUAAACAGAUGUGUAUGUUCCAACUGUGGUGAACCCAUAUCAACUGACGCUGAAAUCGUUCCAAUAAUUUUGAAAACACUAAACUACAAAGUUUGUACGAAGAAAGUGGAUGUAAAGCCGUUUCUAGUAACCAGAGAAACUCAAACCGAUGGAAACAGUGAUAAAAAUAUUCUGCCACCUUCAUUGCCAGCAGAAGCACCGCCAAUUCCUAUGCAAUGUAAUGCAUCAUUCAUAGAAUCCGGAACUCCUUUUCCUUCAACUCUCAUUCCUCCUCCUUCUUCUCCUGCUGCUGCUCCUCCUCCUCCUCCUCCUCCUCCUCCUCCUCCUCCUCCUCCUCCUCCUCCUCCUCCACCGCCGCCUCCGCAUCUGUUGAUUCCUCUAUCGGCAUUUCAUACUCCGGACUGCUCGGGCUCUGUUCCUGUCAUGCCGCCUCCACCACCACCUCCGCCACUACCAGCGUUAUCUUCUCUACCACCUCGUCCACCACCUUUGCCGAUGGGCGGUAAAGCACCACCAGGACCACCCCCACCUCCACCACUUCUAGCCGGGCUUCCAAAUGACCCACCAAUGUAUGGACCAGGUAAAUUAGCAUCGACUACCCCUUCGAUCUGCAGUGGCCCUCCGCCACUACCGCUUCCCAUACCAGUACCCGGAGGAUGGUAUGCGGCGAAUAUCGUACGCAAACAACCAGUUAAUCCGCCAAAACCCAUGAAACCACUAUAUUGGACGCGUAUUUUAGCGCCAAAGAGCGCAAGCCUUAAACCGACUCCGUCGAAUGAAAAAGUUGAUGGAAACAUUACAAACGUUUCUGCAUUGGAUGUCACAGUAUCUACUUCCACGUUACCUGAGCUACCUUAUCGAAUGGAAAGAAGUGAGACACAAGAAGGUUUGUGGCAAGUUCUAGAAGAAACGAGUCUAGAUAAUUUGGAUGAAUUUACGGAACUGUUUUCGCGACAAGUGAUAGCCCCGAAACUGCGCGAGAAGGUAGAAAAACCCGAAAAAACCGUCGCAUUACUCGACAGCAAGCGCUCACAAAAUGUUGGUAUAUUCGCGAAAAGCCUCCACGUAGAUUGGGACGAGAUCGAAUGCGCCAUUUAUCACUGCGAUACAUCCAUUGUUAGUCUAGAAGCGAUGCAAAAGAUUCUCGAGAUAAAAGCAACCGACGAGGAACUGAUGCUCAUACGUGAUCACGUUGAAAGUGUAGCUAACAAUAAUAAUGCGAUUCCACUCGACCAACCAGAACAGUUUCUAUUGCGUAUCUCUGGUAUAUCCUUUUUCUCUGAGCGCAUCUCAUGCAUCGUGUUCCAGGCGGAGUUCGAAGAACACUAUAAGUGCGUUUCACGCAAACUAAAAACAGUGAAACAAACCUGUGAAUUUCUCUUAGAAAGCGAGGAAUUGCGACAACUUUUCUCCAUCAUUCUGACGCUUGGAAACUUCAUGAACGGUGGCAACCGAACCCGUGGUCAAGCGGAUGGUUUUGGGUUAGAGAUACUAAGCAAACUGAAGGACGUCAAGUCGGCCGAUAAUAACACUACACUUUUGCAUUUCAUCAUCCGAACGUAUAUAAGCCAGAAAAGAACAAAUGGCACGAUUCUUCAGGACAUUAUGUUGCCUAUACCAGAUCCUAGCGAUUUGGAUAAGGCUGCUAUAGUUGACUACGAUGACUGCCGUUCGCAACUCAUUAUGUUACGUUCAAAAACGGAAGAGUGCCGCAGGACGGCAGACAAAGUGAUAAAUGAGUCCACGGAAGAUUAUCUGCAGCCGUUUAAAAUGAUCAUGGAUGAGUUUUUAGAAAAAGCAACGGCCCGUGUCGAAAAACAGUUUUUUAAGAUGGAAGAAUGUCGGGAAUGGUUCGUCCGUACAAUGCGCUUUUAUCAUUUUGCGCCUAAAUCAGGAACACUGGAAGAAAGUAAACCGGAAGCAUUCUUCGAACUGUGGGUACCGUUUGCUCAAGAUUUUCGCACCAUCUUCAAAAAAGAAAUUCAAUAUCAUUUAAAUGAAUUGUUGAAGAAGAGUAAACGAACGUCUUUAAAUACGGCUUCAUCCACUGCAGCGAAACACACAGGAAAGGCAAAAACGGGUUCCCUAAAGGAACGUAUGAGACGACUAAUGCAGAACUAAACUCCAAGGAUGGCUCAUCGGAGAGUGUUCUGUCAAGUGCUGCUAACCUCAUAAAAACUGCACUAUAUAAACAUAUUGACAAUAAUUGUCUUGGAUUUGAUUUGAAUCGGUUAAUAAAAUGGAAUCAUGACCGGCAACUAAUGCCUAUGCUAAUUAUGAAAUCAUUUAACUGUACCAUUUGCAUACCAAAAAAGUAUCAUCUCACUGUGGUCACAUGAAUUUCUGAACAAAAAUAAUUUUGAAUAACCUUUUUUAAGCAUAUAUAAGGACGGACCGUAUGUUUAUUAACAACUAACAAAAAAAUGGAGCAGGACAUUUCCUUCCAAUCCUCGAUAAAUCCUUUCGCGGCUCUACCUCCUCUGUUGAGGCUCCGCUUCCAAUGUUGGUAGAGGCAGCUUUAUGAUGGUAGUCCAUAGCUGGGGUUGGAGGGUCACAAUGGUAGGAAUAGUGGUUAUCGAAUAACCUUUUUGAAAUAUUAAUAUAUACAGUAUGAAAAAAAGUUUAGCCACCCCUGCAAGAAGUUUACAUUUUCGCUAUUUUCUCCUGUGUCUAUCUGUGUCAAAAAAUUAAAAAUCGCAUAUCAAUAGAUUAGUUUUUUAUUCUUCUUCAUUUUGCUUUUUACUUUUUGAAAAAUAACUCACUAGAAAAAAAGAUAUCAAAAAAAUAAUCGAGUAAGGUACGAAAAACACGCAAAAAAAGUUUAUCCACCCCAUACAAAACAAUGUAUGGAAUUGUAUAGUAUCGAAUGGCUUUCUCUUCAAAAUAAU